This is a messenger RNA of Branchiostoma floridae (Florida lancelet), 648 nucleotides long. RefSeq names its product uromodulin-like. The transcript is spliced from 6 exons. The record is from RefSeq and is a predicted model, not a curated record. The coding region runs from base 1 to 648 and encodes 215 amino acids. Gene Ontology annotation, molecular function: calcium ion binding. NCBI's taxonomy places the organism in Eukaryota, Metazoa, Chordata, Leptocardii, Amphioxiformes, Branchiostomatidae.
AUGUGCAAUGUGAAUGAGUGUGUUGAAGGGACCCACAACUGCCACUCCAGUGCGACCUGCCAGAACACGCAGGGGUCCUUCUCCUGUGGCUGUGUGGACGGUUUCCAGGGCAACGGUGUCGACUGCACUGACAUCGACGAGUGCUCUGCUGGAACCCACAACUGUGACGUCAACGCGGCCUGUACCAACUCUGUGGGAAGCUUCAGCUGCAGCUGUGACGCCGGUUUCAGGGGAGACGGGACCACUUGUGCAGAUAUUGACGAGUGUGCGGAGGGAUCACACGACUGCCAUGCUGACGCCACCUGCUUGAACACCCCGGGAUCCUUCAGCUGUAGCUGUAACUACGGCACCGAGGGGAACGGCACGGUCUGCAUAGACAUCUGCUCGGACACUUGGACAUACUACGAGGAGUCGUGCUACCUGAGUUCCCGGGAAGUCGCCGACAUCUACUCCCGUGACGACUUCAGCCACACGACCUGGACCAGCGCACGGACCACGUGUCAGGCACUCCGGGGGGACCUCGCCGUCACACCGGAUUCAGCGGAACAGGACUGGGUGAGGAGACAUAUGAUGGGUACGUUCCACUGGAUCGGUCUGGGUGCCGACGCUGUGACCUGGGUGGACGGGACGGCCAUCACCGAUACGUGA